This is a messenger RNA of Pistacia vera, 1536 nucleotides long. RefSeq names its product AAA-ATPase At3g50940-like. Bases 23 to 1393 code for a protein of 456 amino acids. NCBI's taxonomy places the organism in Eukaryota, Viridiplantae, Streptophyta, Magnoliopsida, Sapindales, Anacardiaceae. The transcript has 2 exons. Gene Ontology annotation, molecular function: ATP binding; ATP hydrolysis activity. The record is from RefSeq and is a predicted model, not a curated record.
CACAGAUCAAAAUCAAAAUAAAAUGUCCCAAGCUGAGAAAGUUUUGUCGACAGCAGCCUCGCUUGCUGCAUCGGCAAUGCUUGUUCGGAGCAUUGCUAAUGAUUUUUUACCCAUUGAAGUUCAACACUACUUCUAUUCAAGCCUACAUAGUGUCUCUCAUUAUAUGUCUUCUCAACUCACCAUUGUUAUUGAAGAAUUCCAAGGGCUCUCAACCAACCAACUGUUUGAGGCUGCUCAUUUGUACUUGGGUGUCAGAACAACAACUACCUCAACUAAGAGACUAAGGGUGGGCAAAACUGAGAAAGACAACACUAUAGAAAUAACCCUGGACAGAAAUGAAGAGAUUUUGGAUUUUUAUGAAAAUGUAAAGCUGAAAUGGAGAUUAGCCUGUACACAAGUUCCUCCGGCAUCAUCAUCAGAUUAUCGGAAUCCAAAACUGGGGGACUAUAACACCUCUCUGCGAUCAGAAGUUAGACAAUACGAGUUAAGUUUUCACAAGAAACACAAAGAUAUGGUAUUGAAUUUGUACUUGCCUCACGUUUUAGAGAAGGCAAAGGCAAUAAAAAAGGAAAGCAAUAUGGUUAAGCUUCACACAGUUGUUUAUAAUCGUUGGGAUGUAAAUCAGGUCGUGCUUAAACACCCAAUGACCUUCAAGACGCUUGCUCUGGAUCCAGAGCUGAAGAAGACUCUCAUAGAAGAUCUGGACAACUUCACGAAUGGGAAGGAAUACUACAGAAGAAUUGGAAAAACCUGGAAACGUGGAUACUUACUAUAUGGACCUCCAGGCACAGGCAAGUCAAGCUUGAUAGCAGCCAUGGCUAAUCACUUGAAAUUUGACAUCUAUGACUUGGAUUUAACAGAUGUCCAAUGCAAUUCAAGUCUUCGAUUUUUGUUGCUUAGCAUGCCAAGCAGAUCUAUACUUGUCAUAGAGGACAUUGACUGCUCUAUCAAUCUGAAAAAUCGUGAAUCAGAGGAUCUAUCCGGAAAUCAAGGAGAGAAUAAGGUUACACUCUCAGGACUUCUCAAUUUUAUUGACGGCCUAUGGUCAUGCUGUGGCGAUGAGCGCAUCAUUAUUUUCACAACGAAUCAUAAAGAAAGACUAGACCCUGCAUUGCUGAGACCCGGUCGCAUGGACAUGCAUAUCAACAUGUCAUACUGCACUGCUUCAGUAUUCAAGCAACUUGCCUUUAGUUAUCUGGGAAUAAGCCACCAUCAUCUUUUUGAGCAAAUUGAAGAGCUGAUAAUGGAGGUGGAGGUUACGCCUGCAGAAGUAGCAGGGGAGCUGAUGAAGAGUACUGACGCUGACAUCUCCCUUCAAGCCCUUGUCAAGUUUUUUCAUGCGAAGAUGGCCGAACAAGAAAAAGCAAAAACCCAAAAUAAAAUAGAACUUUAGACUAGACAACAAUGAAGUUAUGAAAAACACAAUAUUAUGUAGAGGAUCUGAAACAAACAAUACAAUUACCACCCUAUGUUGAGGACUCAAUCAACCAGGUUUCAUUCCCAUCACACUCCUGUUUGCUGAUGCACAAUCAAUGG